CCUUUUGGUACAUGCUGGUUAGCAGCUCACAGCCGCAAGAAUUUUAAAGACACUGAUCAUUUUUAGCUUUACACCUAGUUUAAUUUAUCAUAACUCUCUUCGGCUAAAAAAAAACCCUGCCUUAUAACGUUGAAUCGUCAAUUCACAACGCGUUCAAGUUGUUAUUUGGUAGUAUUUACUCAGAUUCGCCAUGUUUACAGAGCUGAACAGUAUAUUAAACUCCACUCCUGACAGCUUCACACAGGGAGAGUUUAUCCUGCUGUCGGACAGGCAGAGUGAUGCUUCUUUCCUCAUCCAUCACUUCCUCUCUUUCUACCUGAGAGCUCGAUGUAAAGUCUGUUUCCUGGGUCUGGUGCAGUCCUUCAGUCACUACAGUGCAGUCAGCCAGAGACUGGGUGUGAGCUUAACACAGGCCAAAGAAAAAGGCCAGCUGGUAUUUUUUGAAGGACUAAAGGAGUCGCUGUCGAUUCUCAUUCCACAAGAGGGAAACACGGAGAGUCAGGCCAUGGACUUCCUCAGGGAUCCUGCCGUCGGCCUUCGGAGCCUCUAUGAGUUCGUCGUGUCCAGUGUGAGCGGCGCCGGCAGGGCGCCGGAGGGGCCGGAGGAGUGGGGACCCCCCGUGCUGCUGGUGGACGACCUCAGCGUCCUGUUGAGUUUGGGGGUCGCUGCUGGAGCCGUGCUGGACUUCAGCCACUACUGCAGAGCCGCCGUCUGCUCUCAGCUGCAGGGGAACGUGGUGAUGCUGGUUCGCUGCGGUGGAGACGAGGAGGAAGACGAGGGAGACGAUGAAGGCUCAGCGUGGCUCCUGAGAGGUCUGACGCACCAGUGCAGCCUCGCGCUUCACGUCCAGGGUCUGCCGACCGGUUACUGCAGAGACAUCCACGGACAGGUGGAGGUCUGCUGGAGGAGGAGACGAGCCGACGGGCAGCACACGCAAACCAAACUCUUUCAGUACAAAGUCCACGACAAAGGAGCUUCCUUCUUCGCUCGCGGGACGUCCAGCGCGGUUCUCUAGCUCUUCACUUCUGUUCCCGUCCUGUUUACGAUGAACUGGCUGAUCACAGCUGCCUGGAAGGUCAACAUCAUUUUUCAUUUCCUUCCAUGAAUGGAUGACUGCUUCCACUUGGAAUCGUUUCAUAGAGUCUCUCAGACCUCUGGAUGUUUAUGUGUUUAACAAUUCUGAUUAUUAAAGCUUAAUAAUCGUG
Molecule: messenger RNA, 1205 nt
Organism: Salarias fasciatus (jewelled blenny)
Lineage: Eukaryota; Metazoa; Chordata; Actinopteri; Blenniiformes; Blenniidae
Gene: elp6
Product: elongator acetyltransferase complex subunit 6
Exons: 7
Coding region: 191-1015 (274 amino acids)
Biological process (GO): tRNA wobble uridine modification
Cellular component (GO): elongator holoenzyme complex
Source: RefSeq, a predicted model, not a curated record